Molecule: messenger RNA, 840 nt
Organism: Symbiodinium sp. CCMP2592
Lineage: Eukaryota; Dinophyceae; Suessiales; Symbiodiniaceae
Source: the annotation of a GenBank genome assembly
AUGUCAAUGGCGCCGCCGGUCGGCGCGCCCGUCUAUCUGCAGGCCACUGACAGGGGCACAGCCUAUGCCACAGAGGGCCCAGCCUAUGGUGCAGCCCAUGGUUCAGCCCAUGCCGCAGCCGAUGCCGCAUAUGAUGGCACAGCAGAUGGUGCAGCCGAUGCCCAUGCAGGCGCCCGUCCUGAGCGGCACACCCCUGUCGCCGCAGAGGGGGCUGAGCCCUCCACGGGCAGUGUCCCCGAUGCGAGCUGCACCUCGGCAGCACCCAUGUAUGCAGCCGGUGCCGGCUACAUCCCGGCAGCUCAGGCCACGGCGGUAGUCAGCGGUCUCCGGGCGGUGUCUCCGGUGCGGUCCAGCGUGUCCCCCAUGCGCGGCGGAGUGGUGUACUCAACGAGCACCGGCUACACACCCAGGAUGCAGGACUUACCGAGGCACCAGGGGGAGCACAGAGUCAUCGGCGAGCGGCGUAUUACUCGCGAGGAGCUUGCAGAGACCGGAAACCUCGUUGAGGUGGAGGGCUCUGUCGUCCCAACCACGGAGAGACCGUCAUCGCUGCUCAUGCGGCCGGUCUCGCAAGUGAGCCGCGUUCCGGAUCCCUUCCUGCCGGGGCGCGAAGUGGCGAUGGCGAAGGUCCUAACGUCCGACAAUGCGUUGGCUGGUUCGACUUACCCCUAUGGCCACAACGAGCAGGUCGCCGACUUCGGCGGGCGGGUCCCUUCACCGAAGGGCGACAUGCCAGGGAGCGACAUGCUGAACUUUGAGCAGCCGGAAGCAGCGGCCAUGUAUAUGGAGCCUGCGAUGGUGACUGGCCAGGAGCAGUUGCCGGAAUCCAGCUUCCACUGA